Labrus mixtus (cuckoo wrasse) is the source of this 712-nucleotide messenger RNA. RefSeq names its product NEDD8 ubiquitin like modifier, like (gene nedd8l). The transcript is spliced from 4 exons. Gene Ontology annotation, cellular component: cytoplasm; nucleus. Bases 143 to 415 code for a protein of 90 amino acids. NCBI's taxonomy places the organism in Eukaryota, Metazoa, Chordata, Actinopteri, Labriformes, Labridae. Gene Ontology annotation, biological process: protein neddylation; regulation of proteolysis; modification-dependent protein catabolic process. Gene Ontology annotation, molecular function: ubiquitin protein ligase binding; protein tag activity. The record is from RefSeq and is a predicted model, not a curated record.
CGUCACAUCAGUCCGGAUGGUUUAGUUGUGUACACAGGAAGCAAAUUCAAGUCAUCCAGACGAGCAGGUUGGAAUUCGCUAGUUUACCAAGUGUUUUGGUCAGAUUACACUUUUUAGUAUAUAAAUUCACUCUUAAGUCAACAUGCUGAUCAAAGUUAAGACUCUCACUGGAAAAGAAAUAGAGAUCGACAUUGAGCCCACAGACAAGGUGGAGCGGAUUAAAGAAAGGGUGGAAGAGAAGGAAGGGAUCCCUCCACAGCAACAGAGACUCAUCUACAGUGGAAAACAGAUGAAUGAUGAGAAGACGGCUGCAGACUACAAGAUCCAGGGAGGCUCUGUGCUCCAUCUUGUGUUGGCGCUAAGAGGCGGCUCUACGCUCCACAGGCCCCACACAUUCCUCUCCUCCUUGUCCUGAUUGGCUGUUGUGAUUUGGCCGGCCGAGUGCCAACGCUUACGGUGUCUGUCACAGUCUAACCAUGUUACAGCACAGAGAUCUGACAUCCCACGCCCCCGGACCGCAGCAAAUACAAAAAUCCACCAACAAAGAUAAAAAGGACGUUCUGAUUCCUAUGUAGACGUUUUUCUUUCUUUCUUUUUGUAAACCCACAUUGGCAUUCUGAGUUUGACCAGUUGAUGCAGGCACCCAUGCUGUACAAAAGACAGUUUUACAACACUGUGGUCUUUUUUGCUUGUGAAUAAAUGGUGAAGUUGA